AUGUACACUAAGUAUCCCUCAAGCAAACGAUUAAAACGAAACACAUCACAUAUCUUCACUCAUACAAGUUCAAGUGAUGUAUACAGUAACCUUGAUUUUCUGACAGGAGCUAUUAAUGCUAAUGAUCCUCUUCUAUUAUUAUUAUUAUCUGGUCGAAUAACAAAUAGUUCAUUUUCGGAUUUAUAUAAAAGAAGUAAACAAAUUGGAUGGGAACAAUUAUUUAUUGAUGAAAGAAGUAAAUUAAAAUUAGAUGAAAAAUCUAAAAUCAAACGAAUUAUGUUGAAUCGAUUAAUACAUGCAUGUUCCAAAAUUUCAGGAAAUUUUGAUCAACAAAUUCAACUAUUAAUUGAAGAGAUGAAAAAUCAAAUGUCAGAUCCUAUAUCACCAGAACGAGAUCAUUAUAUUCGUUUAAGAUUAUAUGAAGAAAUAAAAGCAUGGGUACGAACACAAUGUGAACGACGUUUAUUUUAUAAAGAACAGGAACAGUUAUGUAAUUUACUCACAUUACAAAGACUUAUGACUGAUCAAUUUAUCGAACUUAUUACUUCAUUUAAUCAAAAUCCUCAUGUUUCGCAGUUAGAAUACCAAACAGCUCUUAUGGAACUUUUCAAACUUUCAUUGGUUAUUGUUGUUCAACCGUCGGGUACAGAUUGUAUAGCGGCCACUAAAUAUGAGAAAGUUGGCAAUAAUUUCUUGGCUAAAGUAAAAACACGUAUUAUCUCUCUAUUAGAUCCAACUAGAGUCGAUAAAUAUUUGAAAAUAUCAGAUAUUGAUGUUAUACUUCAACCAAAUGACAGUAUAAUAGAUCCUGAUGGCGAUAGACAAUCACCUCUCGCAUGGACAAUAAGAAAAAUUAUGACAACUGAAAAUACUGAAAGAACAUUUUUAUAUGCUGAAUUAAAAGAAAAUGAUUUUAUUAAGUUGACAAAAUUGAACGGUAGUCGAAGACCUUUAUAUAAUAGAGAAUUAUGUAAAUUACAAUUUGAAACAAAAUUUGAACUGAUAAACAAUAUUAUACCGAUUGAAGUAUCUGUUAGAUUUACUUCACAAUUAUUUGGUUUAUGUUCACAUUCGAAAUAUUAUCCAAAAUAUUUAGCUAAAGUAUUUAUUGCAGAAGUAGAUGAAAUACAAAAAAAUAUUGAUCUUAAUACGCAUAUCAAUGUUUUAAAAGGAUAUGUUUUUGAAUUUCAUAAACGUUGUACUAGUGUUGAAGUAAAAUUACAUACUCAACAAUUCAUUGUACAAAGUUUACAAGAAUUUUAUGAAAUAUUUAAACAAUCUGCAUCAUCUCCUACUGCACCUGUAAUGUUCUUCUCUUGGAAUAUAUAUGAAGAUGUUUUGAUAAAAUUAUUCAAUCAAAUUAAAUUUUUAGCAACCCGCCCAUACCUUGCAAUGAUGUAUCAUGACAAUCUAUUUCGCGGAAUAAGUAGUGAUACCAUUGAUGAGAAAAUAAGUCAGAAUAUUUCUAACAGAUCUUCGAUAUUAUUACGAUUUCAAAUAUUUCAUGAGCAAGAUCCAGCAAAACCUCCAAAUAUUAUUGUUGUCAAAUAUAAUAAUGUAUUAACUCGAACAUCUAUAACUCAUGAUUAUUUUAUUAAUGAUAUGUGUAAAUGUUGUCAAAAAACAGCAGAAAAUGAUGUAAAUUCUUUAGAAAUAUUUAAUGAUGAUAAGACUCUUCCUUUUUACAUGUUUCAUUCCUAUUAUGAUAAUGGACUGACUCGAGAUAAUUUAAUUCAAGUUGAUGAUAAUACAAUGUUUCAUGUAAAUUCCAUACAAAAUGAUCAAUGUCAAUCAACUGAAGAACAAAAUCUAAUACAUAAAUUUCAUUUGUCAGCACAAUUUACAGGAAAUAAAGAUUUAACUAACAAAGCUAUUUCAUUUCUACGUGAACAAUUCAUUUAUUGGUGUAGAAGUCAAAAUAUAACUGGUACUUUAUGUCAGAGUUCAAUGGAACAAGAGACAGAUUUAUCUGAUACCAAUGAAAGACAUCUUUUUGAUGAAAUUCUAUCUCAUAUUGAACUUGAUGAAUUUUUUUCAGGAAAAUAA
Messenger RNA from Adineta steineri, 2046 nucleotides. NCBI's taxonomy places the organism in Eukaryota, Metazoa, Rotifera, Eurotatoria, Adinetida, Adinetidae. The record is from the annotation of a GenBank genome assembly.